UCGUGGUGCCUAGGCGCCGUGAUCUCAUCAGUUGGCUUUAUCAGCAUUCCCGAGAGUUCCAACAUUACUUAUACGUUUCGCGUUUCACGCAGACAUUCGUACUUCUGAGUUAAUUGACGGGUGCGCUCUGACGGAGCUUCAAUAGCGUCUGUGCUGCGUUGUAAGGACAUGUUUCUACUGGGUGUGCCCGGGUGGCUGUUGUUCGCCGUCACAUUGUGCGCUCUUCUAUACCUAUAUUCGGUGCGAAAAAGAAAAUAUUGGAAGGAACAGAAUGUUAAGCAUGAACCUCUGUCUGUGUUCGCAGCGGUCAAACGUUUGCUUCUUAAGCCUCCUCACAUCGUGGACCAGGAGCGGUAUAAGAAGAUGGGCAGACUCUUUGGAUUUUUUGAAGGUGGCGAACCGAUUCUCAUGGUGGCAGAACCGGAUUUGAUCAAGUUGGUGCUUGUGAAAGAUUUUCCGAAUUUGCCAGACAGGAUGCCAUUUCAGUUUUUUGAGCCUCUGCUGGAUAACACGGUUGGCGUAACCCCGUUGGAAACAUGGCGAAGGAUUCGGCCAAGUGUCAGUCCCGCCUUCACAACGGGAAAACUGCGCAAGAUGACUGACUUGAUUCAACAGUGCGCGAAGAAAACAGCGAUUCAUCUGACGACAGCUGCACAUACCCAAACGGAUGUGGAGAUGAAGCAGUUUUACGGACACUACGCUAUGGAUGUGAUAUCUCGUUGCGCAUUCGGUACAGAAGUGGAUUCGCACUCAGAUAAAACGAACGAAUUCGUAACCUGUGUCAGAACGGUGAUCUCGGGAGGCCUGAGCCUACGCCUACUGGUGCUAAUGUUGUUUCCUGGACUGAUGAAUGCACUUCGAAUGAAGGUGUUUGACCCAAGAGCCUUCGAGUACCUCAAGAACUUCACACUUGCCGUUAUCAAGAAGAGAGAAAAUGAGCGCCACGAAGACUUUCUACAGCUUAUGAUGGACGCACAAGAAGGCACGUUGAGCGAUGGCGGUGAAAGUACACUAGAAAGUAAUUCAGAAGUAUUCAACUUAGGGUCUGACUCCAAGUGCAACGUUCUGUUUGGAGCGAGACGUUUGACAGAAAUGGAAGCUCUGGCUCAAUGCGUGCAGUUCUUUCUCGCCGGCCUGGACACCACGUCAGCAGUAUUGGCGUACACCGCACAUCUCCUGGCGCUUAACCCGGAUGUGCAGAACAAACUGCGAAAAGAAGUUAAUGAAUGCAUUGAAACACACGGCUGCGAUCCUAGUCUGGAUGUUGUUUCCAGGUUGAAGUAUCUGCACUGCGUUUUGUCGGAGACUCUACGGAUGUAUCCACCUGCACCAAGGCUCCAAAGGAUUGCCAGCAAAGAGUACGUCCUUGGUGAGACAGGAAUCAGGUUGUCCAGUGGCUGCGCUGUUGUCGUGCCUGUCUACGCUAUGCACCAUGACCCUCUACUCUUUCCAGAUCCUGAAAAAUUCAAUCCAGACAGGUUCAGCGAAGAAAACGCCGGCUCCAUCCUGCCGUACACCUACCUACCUUUUGGGGCAGGACCGCGGAACUGCGUCGGCAUGCGGUUCGCUCUGCUUUCGCUGAAGCUGUGCCUCCUGCAUUCUGUGAGAAGCGUGGAAUUCGUUCGUACGGUAAAAACAAAGGUGCCGUUGAAGUUCCACAAAGGCAUCCCCGUUCUCAGCGCCAAAGACGUCUUUCUCGGAAUCAGAAAAAUACGCUCCCCUAUAAGCGAACGUAUGCCGCACUGAAGACACGUACCUAAAGCAUAUCAUAUAUUUACAACCUCGGA
This is a messenger RNA of Dermacentor albipictus, 1787 nucleotides long. The record is from RefSeq and is a predicted model, not a curated record. NCBI's taxonomy places the organism in Eukaryota, Metazoa, Arthropoda, Arachnida, Ixodida, Ixodidae.